AUGCGUUUUUAUCUUGCAACUGGUUUGCUUUCAAGCUUGAGCCUCGAUGCUCUUGCGCAAACUCAGAUUGGACAGACCUGUGUCACCGAUGACGUCUGCUACAAGUUGAGCAUCCCCGAAGCAACAGCUCAGAAUGGCGACGGCAACAUCUUCCUGUCUCUUAGUGCACCGACAAUAUACAGUUGGAUUGGUCUUGGAAUCGGGCCGAGCAUGACGAACUCAGACAUGUUUGUCAUGUACACGAACGGCAACGGGAACGUUACGCUUUCACCGCGCUACUCCGAAGGGCGAGCACAACCUCAGUUCGAUGGAGACCUCGAUGUUGAGCUGCUUAGCGGAUCCGGUGUCGAGAACGGCAUCAUGACAGCGAACUUUCGAUGUGGUAACUGCGCACGAAGUAGAACAGCGAACUUCGAUGCACAAGAUGGACAGUGGAUUCACGGACGACGAACUGGAGACGCUAUGAAUACUACAGAUGUCCAAGCCAGAAUCAUGAAGCAUGACGUUCAAGGUGGCUUUACUUGGGCUUACUCCAGUGCAGUCGGAGGAGCGAGCACGAACCCCUUCGCAGCUUCGGAUACAGUCAUCUCUGGCAGUACUUCUAGCAGCUCUGGUGGUAACAGAGCUAUGCGUAGCAACAUCUUGUUGGUACACGGUAUCUUCGCCUCCCUUGCCUUCUUGGUCUUCUUCCCUGUUGGAGCGAUCAUCAUGCGCCUGGGCCAAUUCAACAAUGUUCUCGGAGUCCACAUUGCUACUCAGGUCUUCUCCUGGCUGCUCUUCAUCACUGCUUUCGGGCUUGGCCUCUACUACGGCAUCACUGGCAACUACAUGACCAAGGCGCACCCCAUCAUCGGCAUUGUCUUAGUCGCAAUGAUGAUCUUCCAGCCUCUUGCAGGCUGGCUGCAUCACAGACAAUUCAUGCGUAGCGGCCAGCGUAGUACCAUCUCCCAUGGCCACGUUUGGAUUGGUCGCAUUGCGAUCAUUCUCGGCAUUAUCAACGGCGGGCUUGGUUUAGAGCUGGGAGGAGUCGAGACUCGAUAUGUCAUCGCAUACAGUGUGGUUGCUGGUGUUAUAGAUCUUGCCUACAUUGCGUCAAUUAUCUACGGGGAAAUUACAAGAAGCCGCCGAACAAGCGUUGCUAGUAGCGGACACGAGAAGAUCAACUCGUCUCCAGGGCGGACUCUUGUCACCGCAUAAGCUGUUGCGGUAUUUAUGCGUGAGGAUUAGCAGUUGGAAGGAAGUAGACAUUUAGUCGUACUCGACGAUAUAUUAAAACAAGUAAAAUGCCUCGUUGCUCCACUACGA
Macroventuria anomochaeta is the source of this 1305-nucleotide messenger RNA. Its product is annotated as iron reductase domain protein. Bases 1 to 1197 code for a protein of 398 amino acids. The record is from RefSeq and is a predicted model, not a curated record. Lineage: Eukaryota; Fungi; Ascomycota; Dothideomycetes; Pleosporales; Didymellaceae. The transcript is spliced from 2 exons.